Rhopilema esculentum is the source of this 1060-nucleotide messenger RNA. RefSeq names its product protein TEX261. The record is from RefSeq and is a predicted model, not a curated record. Gene Ontology annotation, cellular component: COPII-coated ER to Golgi transport vesicle; endoplasmic reticulum membrane; Golgi membrane. Gene Ontology annotation, biological process: endoplasmic reticulum to Golgi vesicle-mediated transport. Gene Ontology annotation, molecular function: COPII receptor activity. Lineage: Eukaryota; Metazoa; Cnidaria; Scyphozoa; Rhizostomeae; Rhizostomatidae.
UCUAGCUGACGUUUCAAAAUUUGCGCUACCAUUUUGGGAUGUGUCUAAAAUGUUUUAGGCGUUCAUUUAAAGUUGAUAUGCACAAAUAAAGAAAGGGUGGAAGAAAGAGAGUUGACGCAAAGAUGUUUUUGUACAUUUUAACAUGGAUCUCCACAGUCAUUCACAUAGUUUUUCUUACACUGUCGUUAGCUGCUGGGUUAUAUUAUUUGGCAGAGCUGGUUGAAGAAUACACAGUUACCACUGCAAAAGUCAUAAAGUACAUUCUUAUUGGCUCAACAGUUGCAGUUUUGGGGGUGUUUUUUCUGGAACAAAUGCCUCUACACCUAACAGGCCUAGUUCUCCUUUCACAUUUCUUAUAUGCAACAUUGUUGAGCAAUUUUCCCUACAUAUCAUUGUCAUCACUAAGCUUCAUUUUUAGUUGUGUUCUUUUGGUUGUCAAUCACUACCUAGCCUUCUCUUAUUUUGCUGAAGUGCUCUAUAGUUUUCAAGAGAUCUUAGCCUACUUCACAAUUUGUCUGUGGAUAGUGCCAUUCAGUUUUUUUGUCUCCUUAUCAGUGAAUGAAUAUGUUCUCCCUACCAUGCAAACUACUGAUAUCUCUGGUAGCAGCUCAGUUAUAGGUCCAAACACUGGAAUGCUAAUCUCAAAGAAGUCAAAGAGAGGUGGACUGCUCGCUGUUUUUGACUACUUUAAUCAGAAGAAAGAUGACUUGUUGCUAAGAAAUAAAAGGUUCUGAAAAUAUAGAUUUCCUUUGAAAAGCUUUGUUCAGCUGUACUAAUAUUGAAGUUUCAGAAGUUAAGUACCAAGGGAUGCAUUCUUGUAAGGGGGAUGAGAUUUGCAUGUCAAAAUGGCUAACCAUGCUUACAAUUAGAUUGGAACAAGCAGUGUUUUGCAAAUGACCUGUUUUUGUAGGUAUUUGUAUCAUGUCCUGAAUCUAAAGACCAAGAUAACAACUUCUUGAUAUUUGAUACUUAAACAGUUGCUUAUAAUCAUGCAGGUAUCUUAUGUAGUUGGAGGCAUGACUUUGUGUUUCUUUAUUUUAACACAAAGGCUGUAGUUUUA